AUGCCAUCAUCAUCCGUUUCAAACAUUGAGGAAAGUGUACUGUUUGAUGACAGUAUUGAGGGUAUUGAAUACCACUCAUACACUCCUUAUCAUGAAUCAUAUAAAAACAACGAUGAAAUUCGUAUACGCAUCAACGAUAUGGAUACCAUAGUGUUACCUUGUGAGAGCCAACUCAUAGUUGAAGGUACAACAACGAAAAAUUCUAUUUUCAUCAAUAAUGGACCAGCUUACCUAUUCCAUGACAUUCGAUAUGAAUUGAAUGGUGUGGAGAUUGAUAGAACGAAAAAUUGCGGCGUCACCACUACAAUGAAAGGAAUCCUAUCCUACGGUGAGAAAAAGAAUAAGACCUUGGAAAAUAGCGGUUGGAACACGAAUGGUUUUAAGGAGAUCGAUGGAGAGUUCUGUUUUACCAUUCCACUGCGACACCUAUUGGGUUUCGCGGAGGAUUAUAACAAGGUGAUUGUGAAUGCAAAACAUGAACUGAUUUUGAAACGCAAUUCUUCAGAUUUGAAUUGUGCGUUAGUCAAAGACACCACUAAAAAGAUGGAAAUUGUGGUAACCCGUAUUGCGUGGCGUGUGCCCAUAGUUAAAGUAUCCGAUAAGGAAAAGCUACGUCUAUUAAAAUAUUUGGUGUGA
Molecule: messenger RNA, 636 nt
Organism: Arctia plantaginis
Lineage: Eukaryota; Metazoa; Arthropoda; Insecta; Lepidoptera; Erebidae
Source: the annotation of a GenBank genome assembly